Molecule: messenger RNA, 819 nt
Organism: Klebsormidium nitens
Lineage: Eukaryota; Viridiplantae; Streptophyta; Klebsormidiophyceae; Klebsormidiales; Klebsormidiaceae
Source: the annotation of a GenBank genome assembly
AUGUUCGCAUUGGAAAAACCCCCAGGAAUAGGGCGGGUUGAAGAUUUUGAAGAGACUUUAGGACUUCAAACAGAUUCAGAGCAAGCCGUCAUAGACAAGUAUCUAGCUGGACGCUGCGAUCGUGUCCGUAUUUCAAGGGUUUUGCGGUUCUUGCAUGAUUUACAAGCGUUCCCUCGUAUCACACAAGAACAGGUAGAAGGCGCUUGGCAAAACAUGUGCUGGGAUUGGAGCAAGGAAGAGGAACUGGCUGGGCGCAAGUUCACCACUGAUCACUGCAAAAGUGGCGUUCGUGUUCAGAUCAUCAACAAUCUGGUCUACUUUUUACCCGUUCCUCAGAAUCAUAGUCGACUGCCCAACCUCGACUUCAGACCCUCCCACAACGGCACAAUCCUGGAUGUGAACGAGUGGUUUGCCUUGGGGCAAGCACUACACAAUGAUACGUUCUUCUACGAUCUUUCCUGGCCCCGCUAUGCUAUACAUGCAUUGACGGGGUUGCAAGAGGUGUUGGCAACGUUCGACAUCCCGGAUGUGGAUUUUAUCGUCGAAUUUGGUGACCAGUGCGCCCCUGCCGCAUUUAGGACCCUCCCUCAGCGACUUGCACCUGUCUUCUCGUGGAGCGUGCUGCUCGAGGAUUCAGGGGAAGAUGGCAAACAUGAGGCGGCGAUGUCGGCAACGGGCUUCUACAUCGGUUGUUUGCGGUUCGAGUUAGGUCAUACUAGGCUUCAAACUUAACAACAGCAGUGCUUAUUGAAACUUAUUGAAGGACACGUAGCUGGAACAUUCUUGAGCUAUUCUGAGGCCUCUCUUGGAAAUUCUCAA